CUCUUACUUUCCUUUAAACAUAUAUCUUUGCCUUAGCUUCAAUGGAACAAGAACAAGUAUAUGAUUCCACCAAAGAGUGGAGUGCAAAAGUUCCAAAACAAAAGAAAUUUGUUGGAGUAAGACAACGGCCUUCAGGAAAAUGGGUUGCAGAGAUCAAGAACACAACUCAGAAGAUCAGAAUGUGGCUCGGAACGUUUGAUACAGCUGAGGAAGCUGCACAGGCUUAUGAUGAGGCUGCUUGUCUUCUCCGAGGAUCAAAUACUCGAACGAAUUUCCAUAACCAUGCCCCUGUCAAUCCUGCUCUUUCUAUUAAAAUUAGAAACCUCCUCAACCAUAAGAAAAGCCUCAACAAGAUCAAGUCCAAAACUACUCCUAGAAAUCCCACUAUUACUACACCUACUGCUACAACAAGUACUACUAUUUCUUCUUGUACAAGUUCUUUUAGUGUUAGCAAUAGUUUUAGUUCUAAUACUGAUACAAGUGACUCAAGAAGUCAUCAAGAAACUCAGAUAUUUGGUGAUGCAUAUAAACCAGAUUUGAGUUUUUUUAUGGGUGGAUUUGAUCAAAUGGGGUCCUCUACUUUUGAUCAUUCUUCAACGUUUUCGACUGAUUUUGAUAGGAUUUUUUUGGAUGAAAAAGUUGGUAAUUUUCAGGUGCCAAAAGGAGGGGUUGUUCAUGAGAUAGGAAAUGUUGAAGAUCAGAUUCCUGAAUUUGAACACAUGAAAGUUGAGAGGCAAAUAUCAGCAUCACUAUAUGCUAUGAAUGGAGUGAAUGAGUAUUGGGAGAAUAUUCAUGAUUGUAAUAUUGAUGCUGCUUUUUGGGAUCUUCCUAUGCUCUACCAAAUGUUUUGUCCUAGUUAGGAAUUGUGUUAGGCCUUUUCUCAAUCUCUUAUGUUAACAAUUGAAGUUAAUCAUCAAAUUCAAGGUACUCAAUGAGUUUCAAAGAUUUAUUGAGAGCCUUUUUAGAUUCUAGAGAUUUGGAUCAAAUUAAACUUUAAGGCUUCAUAAUGAAAGUUGUAGGUGUAGUUUCUUGGGCCUUUUGUGAGUUACUAAUUUUUUAUAUUGUA
Nicotiana tabacum (common tobacco) is the source of this 1066-nucleotide messenger RNA. RefSeq names its product ethylene-responsive transcription factor ERN1-like. Gene Ontology annotation, biological process: regulation of DNA-templated transcription. Lineage: Eukaryota; Viridiplantae; Streptophyta; Magnoliopsida; Solanales; Solanaceae. The record is from RefSeq and is a predicted model, not a curated record. Gene Ontology annotation, molecular function: DNA binding; DNA-binding transcription factor activity.